AUGCUUUAUCGUCAUUCGAUUGUGUUAAGUUUAUAUGUGCUUGCACGUUGUCUUUAUCUUUCAGGUACAAGAAUAUGCUCAGAGUUUUCUUGCUAUCUGCUUGUUGAGACUGUUCAGAGCUGGGACGCUGCAAAGGAUCACUGUGAGUCGUUGGGGGGAUUUUUAGCUGACAUAAAAUCGCAAGAAGAACAAGAGUUCCUAGACAAAACUCUUCUGUCGAAAAGCAGCAUCGCUUCUGACAACGUAUGGAUUGGUGGUACGGACUGUGAAGAAGAAGGCGUGUUUGUGUGGCUAGAUGGUACAUCGGUAGCCAGUGGCUAUGUGAACUGGAUACCCGGAGACCCAAACAACGGGCUAAAUGCGGAACAUUGCAUGGAAACAUUUCGUUACCAUAACAACAAAUGGAAUGAUAAAAAGUGCAGUGAACAGAGAGCAAGUAUUUGUGAAUUCAAAUAAACUACCCAUAUACUGUCAUACUGAUGAAGUUUGCAGAGCUUUUCCAAUUACUGUGAAAACAUAUUCAACUUUAAAACUUCAAACUCACGAAUUCAUAUUCAUAAUAGUCGUGUGGCGGAUGUCUCGAAAUUUCAUGUCUACGAAAUUAAAUUGUGUCAAAGUCUGUUAUCAGCCAUCAUUCUAAUGGUACAAGAAGAAACAGCUAACAAAAUUGGUGUAAGGACCUCAUUAAAAUUUUCUAUCUUGAAACUGAAGGAAAAGGACGUGAAUUCAAAGCUUCUUAGUUUGAUGUUAAUUUAUGUGAACCACAGAAAUAUGCAAGCAGGGAUUAAGUUAUUCACAACUGAUGUGAAAGACUUUCAAAGAGAUUAUUUGCCCGUGUUGUAAUAAUCUCAGAAUGACUAUUGGCCCGUAAUGUAAAAAAAAAAUCUAAAAUUAACUAUUGGCCCGUAAUGUAAAAAAGAUCUAAAAUUAACUAUUGGCCCGUAAUGUAAAAAAAAUCUAAAAUUAACUAUUUGCCCGUAAUGUAAAAAAGAUCUAAAAUUAACUAUUGGCCCGUAAUGUAA
Messenger RNA from Mercenaria mercenaria, 1022 nucleotides. RefSeq names its product ladderlectin-like. Lineage: Eukaryota; Metazoa; Mollusca; Bivalvia; Venerida; Veneridae. The record is from RefSeq and is a predicted model, not a curated record. The coding region runs from base 1 to 456 and encodes 151 amino acids. The transcript has 3 exons.